GCUGGCGAUGGCGGCGCUGCUGGCGCGCGGGUUGGCGCGUGCCUGGGUGGCGCGGGCGCGCGCUGGGCAGCUGCCCCCGAGCGGCCCCUGUGCGCGGUGCCCUCCCCACGCGCGCCGUGACAUCCCCGUGUAUCCCCAGCGCUGCCGCUGCGUGUCCGGCGGGCAGGACGGGGAGGUGGGCAAAGCGCAGCGGGCGGCCAACGAGGCGGGCACGGAGGCCACCAUCUUCAGCCGGAUCAUCGCCCGCACCGUGCCGGCCACCAUCCUGUACGAGGAUGAGGAGUGCCUGGUAUUCCGCGACGUAGCUCCUCAGGCUCCCGUCCACUUCCUAGUGAUCCCCAAGCGCCCCAUCCCUCGGCUAAGCCGCGUGGGGCCGCAGGACGCGCAGCUCCUGGGACACCUGAUGGUGGUGGCAGCGCGCACUGCUCAGGCAGAGGGGCUGUCUGACGGAUACCGGCUGGUCAUCAACGAUGGGAAGCACGGUGCCCAGUCUGUGUACCACCUGCACCUCCACGUGCUGGGUGGGAGGCAGAUGAACUGGCCGCCCGGCUGAGGUCCCCCUGCCCCCCCGGGUCACCCCACAAUAAAGUUUCUUGGGGACACACUGUGGA
This is a messenger RNA of Coturnix japonica (Japanese quail), 611 nucleotides long. It is a transcript of the gene HINT2, whose product is annotated as histidine triad nucleotide binding protein 2. Lineage: Eukaryota; Metazoa; Chordata; Aves; Galliformes; Phasianidae. Gene Ontology annotation, molecular function: catalytic activity. The record is from RefSeq and is a predicted model, not a curated record.